Messenger RNA from Salvia splendens (bonfire salvia), 1944 nucleotides. Its product is annotated as 2-methylpropanoate--CoA ligase CCL4. The transcript has a single exon. The record is from RefSeq and is a predicted model, not a curated record. NCBI's taxonomy places the organism in Eukaryota, Viridiplantae, Streptophyta, Magnoliopsida, Lamiales, Lamiaceae. Bases 112 to 1758 code for a protein of 548 amino acids.
UAAAAAAAACUAGAGGAAUCAAUAAAUUGACUUCCAUAAGCCUUAUCUACCCUCCAAAAUCUAUCUCACUAAUCAAAAUCAACACACAGCUUUCGCAGAAACCAAAAUCAAAUGGAUCAGCUGAAGCCAAGUCCGCCCAAUUCAAGGCCGCUGACGCCGAUCAGCUUCAUCGAGCGAGCCGCCACCGUCUACGCCGACUGCACCUCCAUCGUCUACGGCUCCACCAUCUACACAUGGUCACAGACCUAUCUCCGCUGCCGCAAGAUCGCCUCCACUCUCUCUUCCUUCGGCAUCACCCGCGGCGACGUCGUCAGCGUCGUCGCCCCCAACAUCCCCGCCAUGUACGAGCUCCACUUCGCCAUCCCCAUGGCCGGAGCCGUCCUCAACUCCAUCAACCUCCGCCUCAACGCCCAAACCAUCUCCGUCGUCCUCCGCCACUCCGAGUCGAAACUCGUCUUCGUGGAUUACCAAUCCGAAUCGAUCGUGCUCGAAGCCAUCUCUCUGUUCCCCCCGACUUGCCCUCUCCCUCGCCUCGUCCUGGUCCCCGAGGAAGGCCAGGUUAGAGGCGCUUCCAAGCCAGGAUUCGUGGCGGAUUACGACGCCGUUUUGGAGAGAGGCGAUCCUAAUUUUGAUUGGGUUAAGCCGGAGACUGAAUUCGAUCCGUUGACUCUGAAUUACACCUCCGGCACGACCUCCGCUCCCAAAGGCGUCGUCCACAGCCACCGCGGCACGUUCCUGGUGACAAUCGAUUCGUUGAUUUCGUGGUCGGUGCCGAAGGAGCCGGUUUAUUUAUGGACGCUGCCGAUGUUCCACGCCAACGGGUGGAGCUACACCUGGGGGAUGGCCGCCGUCGGCGGCACCAAUGUCUGCCUCCGAAAAUUCGACGCCGCUGCGAUCUACGCCGCUAUCCGCACGUAUCACGUGACGCACAUGUGCGGCGCGCCAGUGGUGCUCAACUUGCUCACAAAUGGCAAUCCGAAGCCGCUGGAGAAGCCGGUGGAGAUCAUGACCGCCGGAGCACCGCCGCCGGCGGCGGUGCUCCUCCGGACGGAGUCGCUCGGGUUCGUCGUGAGCCACGGGUAUGGCCUGACGGAGACCGGAGGUCUCGUGGUGUUCUGCACGUGGAAAAACAAGUGGAACAUGUUUCCGGCGGUGGAGAGGGCGAAGCUGAAGGCGAGACAAGGCGUGAGAACCCCCGCGAUGGCGGAGAUCGACGUGAUCGAUGCUGAAACAGGGAAAAGCGUGGAGCGCGAUGGGAAAACUCUAGGUGAAGUAGUCCUCUGCGGCGGAUGCGUGAUGUUAGGCUAUCUGAAAGACGCGGAGGGGACGGCUAAGGCGAUGAAAGACGGGUGGUUCUUCACCGGCGAUGUCGGGGUGAUGCACCCGGACGGGUAUUUAGAGAUCAAGGACCGGUCAAAGGACGUGAUCAUCAGCGGAGGGGAGAAUCUGAGCAGCGUGGAGGUGGAAUCGGUUUUGUACGGGCAUCCGGCGGUGAAUGAGGCGGCGGUGGUGGCGAGGCCGGAUGAAUUCUGGGGAGAGACGCCGUGUGCGUUUGUGAGCUUGAAGGAAGGGGUGAAGGAGAAGCCGACGGAGAAGGAUGUGAUUGAGUAUUGCAGGGAGAGGAUGCCGCGGUUUAUGGUGCCGAAGACAGUGGUGUUCGAGGCGGAGCUGCCCAAAACCUCUACCGGAAAAAUACAGAAGUUUGUGCUCAGAGAGGCCGCCAAGGCGAUGGGAUCGGCAAACCUCAGCAAGCUCUAGUGAGUCAACGCUGACUUCGGAGUAUUCUGGUUUAAAUUUUAAUAAAUACUACUGUACUGGAUUUGGUUGAUGCAUUUCUAUAUUUUGCAAUUUAUGUAAUGUAACAUUUACCGAAAUGUAUGGUUAUUUGCUGCGUUUUUAUUCAUACCAAAUAAAAUGCCAUUCAUGUCCUAUUUUGAAAUCAAA